AUGGGUGGAAAGAAAUUCGGUACAAACUCAAAGUCGGAGGAAGCAAGAGCAAAGAAAGCAGAGGUAAAGAGAAAUGAAAAUGAAAAAAAGGUAAAGGCAAAGGAAGAUGCAGAGUGGGCAGAGACCGAUUCAAAGGUGAUUGCAAAGGAAAAAAAGAGACAAGAGGAAGCAGAGAGAAAAGCACAGGAAGCAAAGAGAAAGUUGGAGAACAAGAAAGCAUUGGAGGCGGAAGAACAAGAUCUCAAGCAAAAGUACGGUAAAGGCAAAGACACUGCUAAGCUAACACGUUUCGAAAUCGAGCAACAAAAGGAACGUGACCAGAAGGAACGUGAAAGACAAAGAGCUGCACUUAAUACAUCGGCUGGUGGAUCAACUACAACUACAACUACUACAACAUCAACAACAAGUAGUGGCAGAGGUGGUGACGAUGACGAUGAAGAUACAUUCGAUCUUCAAGAGAAUAUCAAUCAUGUGUUGAGAGAGCAGAGAAUGAAGGAAGGAGGUGACUAUCACGAGGCAAGAGAGGUGCAUGACGCCAUCAAGAUGUUGUCCACUACCACCAAUUCCGAGGAGCAUCCAGAGCGUAGAAUGAAGGCAGCCUACCAGGCAUACGAAGAGCAGAACCUACCACAACUGAGAAAAGAGAAUCCAUCGUUGAGAUUCACACAAGUCAAACAGCUGUUGUGGAAUCAAUGGUUGAAGGCACCCGAGAAUCCAUUCAACCAAGUUCAACAGAAAUAA
Molecule: messenger RNA, 741 nt
Organism: Heterostelium album PN500
Lineage: Eukaryota; Evosea; Eumycetozoa; Acytosteliales; Acytosteliaceae
Exons: 1
Coding region: 1-741 (246 amino acids)
Biological process (GO): transcription by RNA polymerase II
Cellular component (GO): nucleus
Molecular function (GO): transcription coactivator activity
Source: RefSeq, a predicted model, not a curated record